Hyla sarda is the source of this 799-nucleotide messenger RNA. RefSeq lists its product as uncharacterized. Lineage: Eukaryota; Metazoa; Chordata; Amphibia; Anura; Hylidae. The transcript has 3 exons. The record is from RefSeq and is a predicted model, not a curated record. Bases 1 to 747 code for a protein of 248 amino acids.
AUGGAAAAAGACCAGCUCACCCUGCCCUGGACAGAUGGAGCACGGAUCCAGGUGCUGGACAACACCAGUAGGCAAAUGGAACAAAGGGACAUCAGAAACCGAUGGAAAUCUGCAAGCAACUAUUUUGUUAAGGGGAUCAAGAAAGCAGAAAAAAGUGGGUCAGCUGGUGGCAAAAGGAAAAAAAUUCCCUAUGAGGACCAACUUCAAUUUUUACGCCCUAACAGAGUUCUCAGACCAACUUCAGGCAACUUUCAGGCACCAUCCAAUACACAACAAGAUGCAGAUGAAGAGCCAAGGUCUGAGCCAGUACAUUCAGACACACCUUUGGAAUCUGAAGCACCAGGCCCAUCCAAUCCGUUGGAAGAUUUUGACCAACAUCUGGAUGUAGAAGAGGAUGUGUCUAACCUUAGCACUGAUCAGCCCCCCAGCAGCACACCUACACCAGCUGAUGGUGAGAUUGAAGAGAUGGAAGAAGCUACUAACAUACCUUCUUCACAAACAACAACAAGACCACCCACUGCUCGAAGGACCCGUAGAUCAAUCCGAAUAACUGAUAGUCAGCUUGAGGUUGAAAGUCAAGCUCUAUCAUUUAUUCGGAGGGUUGACAGCAGUGAUGACAGUUCUUAUUUUGGUUAUGAAAUUGCAUCUUGCUGCCGUAAAGUGCCUUUUGACCGCCUUCUCGGUCCUCUUCUGGGGUUUACCCCUACCAUCCUCCCUUUCAAACACAAUACCCUAGUAGCAGUGUAAUUAGCCACCACAACCCCUCUGCAUCAUCUGCAUUGGAGUCUUUUCCCUCUGA